Penicillium lagena is the source of this 1872-nucleotide messenger RNA. RefSeq lists its product as uncharacterized. The transcript has 2 exons. Lineage: Eukaryota; Fungi; Ascomycota; Eurotiomycetes; Eurotiales; Aspergillaceae. Gene Ontology annotation, biological process: protein phosphorylation. Gene Ontology annotation, molecular function: protein kinase activity. The record is from RefSeq and is a predicted model, not a curated record. The coding region runs from base 1 to 1872 and encodes 623 amino acids.
AUGGUCGAUCUCACGAGGAUCCCAAUACGAGCCGCACCCCACGUUUAUGCCCCAUCGGGCUUAGUUGGCAUUUACGCUCGUGGAGAUGGUUUGUUUCAACAGGACCUGUUGCCACUCAUAGCCAUCACUAGCGAUGCGAUGGACCCGAUAUCGCUAGCGGGCUUCGGCGUUGGGGCCAUCGCCCUCACAUUCCAGCUCUUUGCAGGCUGCGUAAAAGCCUACAAUCUUCUGUCCGAUGCAGAUGGCAUGCCAUCUCAGUUUCAUUAUUUGCGCGUCCGCUUGAAAAUAGAGCAACACCGACUGCUGAACUGGGCCGAAGUGGCCAACCUGACCGAGCAGAAUGACUCCCUUUGCGCAACCCUGCGGUUGAACGAGGCCCUCGUGCAGCAGGUGCUAGGCGAGCAAGAGGCUAUCCUCGCGGGUUUCUGGAAUGUCGGCCACCCGUACCGAUCCCUAGUUGAUGGCAGCCAAGGUGGUUCUCUCUACAAUGCGGCAGGGGAGUUCGAGUUCCAAGAGCGGUUCCCGCACGUCAAAAGCUCACUCGAAACCAGAGCCCUCAGGUGCAUGGAGAGGAUGCGACGCUAUCCACUGCGUUUCCGCUGGGCGGUGUUCGAUCGCGAACGCUUAGAGACCGCGCUGGCGCGGCUCGGCGUGCUUAACGAUGGCAUGCAGAGCCUGCUCGACUCGCAGCAGCAGUCUACUCUCCAUCAAGUGCAGACCCGCACGUCCAUGCAGGUCCUUCAGCUGAACAACAAGGUCGACCACCUGCUCCAGAUCUUCCAGGCGGGCAACAUGCAGCUCUCCUUGACGCACAACGCCGAACCUCGGCGAGAGACAGAAGUCCUGGCGACGCUGGCGCGCUUCAAGGCGCUGAACAUAGAGAUCAAUUCGAAUUCAAGUGAUCGACUCAGCGAAGACGGGCUCUUAGACGCGGAUUCCUGUACCAUCUUCCGCUCCUCCCCAGCCACUUAUAUGACAACGGAGAUAGAGCGCUCAGUCGGUCUGUAUGAAGGCAAUCCAGCGUGGAUUGAAUGGAAAUACUACGACCCAGUGCUCCAAAACGGCCACCCCGACCAGUUCACCGAAGCACGAAUCUCCAAGCUAUCAGCCCUUCUCAGAAAUUCUGAAAAGCCUACGCAGUUCCGCACGCCCGCCUGCAUCGGCUACUUCAACGACGCACCACACAACCGGUUCGGGUUGGUCUUCCGUCGUCCCACUGAUACCGCAUCCGCCCACGCUCCAACUUCGCUCUUCGAUCUCUUCCAUGACGAUGAGAAACCGUCCCUUUCCGCGCGUGUUCGCCUUGCACACACCCUCGCCACCGCAAUGCAACAUCUUCACUCCACUAACUGGAUCCACAAAGCCAUCCGCAGCCAAAACGUAGUCUUCUUCACAGAACCCGGCCACACCGAUCUCUCAACCCCCUUCCUCUGCGGCUUCGGUCUCGCGCGCCCAGCCCACAACACAGAGAUGACCGAGCGACCUGACACCACCCCGCUGUAUAAUCUGUAUCGGCAUCCGCUGGCACACGGCGACGUCGCGACAGAGGGUAUUGGGGGUUUCAAGAAAGCGUUUGAUAUUUAUAGUCUGGGUAUUGUGUUCCUAGAGACAGCGCUGUGGAUGCCGCUGCAUCGGGUGCUGGGCAUUGAGGGUGAGAAUGUGCAGGGACAUUUCCGUCCUGGGGUGACGAAGAAGGUACAGGUUACAUUAUUGCGGGAGCGUCGGUUUCUCGAUAUGGUAAGGGCUGCUGCGGGGGAUAUUUUUGGGGAUGUGGUAAAGAUUUGUUUGGAAGGUUUCGGGGUGGAUGAGAGUGAGCAGGGCGAGAAAUUUUAUGAGGACGUUGUCCUGAGGCUGGAGAGGGUUCUCAUAUAG